UAGAGCACAGUCGACAUACGCCAUCACUCCGCAUUCAUAGGGACCAAUCAAUUGAUCGCCUGCUAUCGAUGUGUAGUUAUUAUUUUAAUGAGUUGGUUUGACAAAAAGAAACGGACCGAUAGGCACUAUCUAUGUCGUCCCCACGGUUGGCUGGUGGAAUACCUCAGUCGCUCCACGAUCACAGGAUACUGAGGAGGGAAAGUUACAUUGGUGGUAACUGUUGAUGUAGCGAGCACACAGUUAGUAGUUGUGAGACAAGCAAGCAGAAGCGGAAUUGAGAAAAGCAAUAGAAUUUUACGGUCGGUAGUGAAAGAGCUAUCAGACGUCACAGAUAUCUAACGCCGUUACAUUGUGUAGUGGCAGCAUUAAGUGUAGAGCAAGUUAUUCUCUACAACAUUGAUAUUAAGACUAUCACAACUACAUAUAAUCACACGGAGAUAUUACAGCACGUGUGGACGAACUAUGGCAGCGAUGAACCCAUAUGCUUUUCGUGGGUGGCACUUGCCUUCUUAUGCGGACGGGGCCAACUGCGACCGUAACUACCACAUGUAUGGAUCCUGGCCCCACUCGGGGUACUUUCCACCCGGGUCUAUGUACUCACUACAGACAGACACACCCAAACAACACGGAAAUGCCGACUGGAAAUUGCAAUCUAUCUGCACCACAUCGUCGGAAGGUACGUCCCCUCGUGAUCCAUCGUUAAUGAAGUCUGGCUAUGAAAGUUUGAUUUAUAAAGCUUCGAGUAACAGGAAUGAAUGUGAAAAUUCAUGUCGCGAGGACCCUCAAAGGAGUUGUUGUGCAAUUUCGUGCACGUGCAACAGUCAUCAGCGUUUGAACGUGCUAGACAAUAGCUGGCGGGGUUCAGAGGUACCCUCAGCCUUGGACCUUAACAAAGCGUCAUCAGUUACAGCAUACCCCUCGUUUUGCCAAAGAGAAAUGCAGCAAAUUCACCUACCAUCUACGACACUGGCUCCAACCACAGUUACACUAAGGAAACGACGGAGGCCAUACUCAAAAUUUCAAAUAGCAGAACUCGAAAGAGAAUACAACAACUCUACGUAUAUUUCAAAGUCUAGAAGAUGGGAACUAUCACAGCUCAUAAACUUGUCUGAACGACAGAUCAAAAUAUGGUUCCAAAACAGAAGGAUUAAAGCAAAAAAAGUGCAAAAAAGAGAAGAUUCUCCCGGAAAACCACAAGGACCAUGUAUGGGCCAACAAAUGGCCCAAUGAGAUUACUCGUUACAUUAAACAACAUUUCAUCGUCAACCAAUGAAAACAUUUGUCUCUCAGUUGUGACCAAUCGAUGUGUUGUCGUCACGUGACAUAAUAGACACACGACGUGAGAUGUGACGUAAUCUUAUUGCUAGCGUGACGUCAUGAGGACAUGUCUCAUUUUCGCACAUCAACAUAAUAAUGGUCCCACAUUGACAAGAACAAUCAUGAAGAGUGUUCACACGAGCACUGUCCCCGGACAAUUAAAUUGUCACCAAAUCAUAAGUAAUGGCUUACUUGAAAAGCAAGUUUAGAACGAGGUAUUCUCUCUGUCGAGUGGUCACGUGGCCACAAAAUGACGUGCUCCUGUCACGUGGCUAGAAAUAUCUUGAAAGAAACCAGCUUUACUGGACGUGACUGGUUGAUAAGUAUAUGGCGACUAAUGAUUGACAGUGUUGUCACUUGUCUUAACCAAUGACAGACGAUGUUACUGUGCCUAUUGCUAUGGUUUGUACUCUAGAUAGAAGUUUCCGCUACAAGUUAUAAUUUCACGGUUGAUCAUCAUAUCAUGAAUUUCAUAUCCCUAGAUCUACAUGAUUAGACAUACCGGACGCUAUUUUACCUCAGAUGCGCAUGUAUUUGUUUAUCAUGACUAGGUAUUUGAUGACGUCAUCGUGGAGUAUAGUUUGUUUCCCCGGAAGUGACAUCACUGUUUGGAUUAGAUGUUCCCCGGUAAUGUUCGAUUGCCUGGUUGUCUGUCUUGUCAAUGUAUUGUAUGUUCAUUUUGUUAAUUUCUGUGUUUACGGAGAUAUUCGUACAUUAUUUAGUAUAUACCUGUUAGAAUGUUUUAGAUUCAAUUAUGUAAGGAAUGUGUUGGCGCUCGUUAGCUUUAACCCGGGGUGAUAUCAAAGUAAUAAUCACCCUCUUAUCUCACACAGAAAAAAAACGGAAAUCAAAAUGAAGGCCGAACAAUACUAAUACCAUCUGAAGUUUGUACUAAGAAUUAACACAAUUUUAGAUACUGCCCGACUGAUACUAAGUAUUCUGUCAAGGCUUACAUUUUUCAGACAGAAACAAAACUAUGACUUUCAAACUUUAAAAUAAUAGAUGAAAUGACAAAAAUAACAAGGGAAAAAAAGAGAAAUGAAUGUCAGUGAUUAAAAUUGAGACUUUUUGAUGUUAAUCACUUAAAAUUAAUAUUGUGUCAAGGUUUCUGCGUUAAUAGAUGCGCUUAUUAGACAGUAUUUUGUAGAAAAAGGGAGUGUGUGUUUUCUGUAGCAUACAUGGCUAACUGGAGUCUCUUUGUUCACAGUUUGACGAUUAAUAAAGAUAAUAUCUAAAUUGUAUUACCCUUUAGGCUAGUGUCCGACGAUACAGGUCAUUUUAGAUAAAAUUCAAACUACUGAACAGACUAUCUUCUCUUCAACGCUACGGUGGUCUCUACAACAGAACCAUCUGAUUCUCAUAAUAGGUGUAACUUCUCUCAAUUGUCCACUAAAUUAUAAUCAUUUCUUUUUUUGACGAUAUCGAUAAAAUUGAACUUUAAGUGAUAUUGAUAUUCAGAUAUAUAUUGCUUAUAGGUCCAACUACCAAACUUAAUUUUGUAUAUGACAAACAAUUUAUUGGAUAAUUUCCUAGUUAACCAUUUUUGAAUUUAUAAACUUUUAUCUGUAGUUUUUGAAAUAACCACUGUCUUGUCGGAAUUACAAAAUCUAGCAGCGACUUAAGAACAUGUUCUUAUCCCUCUAAAUCAUAUUCUAAUUAAAGAUUAUAAUUCUCAAAAGUUAAUUGAAAUUUUAAAUUAUUUUAAUGACUAAUGAUAAGAAAUAAGUUCCUUGGUCUGAAACAGUGUAUGAACUGCAGAAAUCUACUUCUAGAAUAUUAAAGAAAAUACAAUAAUUAAGAUCAGUGAAAAAAUUGGGAUAAAAAUAAAUUUUUGACCUCGAUGUAAUGUAUAUACUUAAGCUAAUUUCAUUAACGAAAUACCACAAUAGCGAUAUGGAUGCCGCGAUUGACUGUUAUCGAUAUCCGACCACGUGACAGCCACAAACACAAUUAAUGUUAAAACCGUAUAUAUUGUCAUUUCUACAUUUGUUAAAUAGUUCAUCAAUUUAUUUAUUACAUAUACUUAAUACGAUAUAUUAAGUCUUGGGCAACAAAUCCGUCUUGAUAAAUAUAAAGAACUAUAUAGAUUAAAUUAAUUGUUCAGUUUGAAUUUUCAUCUAUAGUAUUCCUCUGAAAUUAUUUUCAAAGAUAAUAUAUAAAUUGAAUACCCUAUAAAUCUCUACUGCGUGAAGCAAUAUGUAAUACAAUUUUUCAACAACGUAAAACAAAAUCAAACAAAAAAUAGUUAUCGUUAUUGACAAAAAUACACUGUAGGCUACAUCUUUUUCAAACAUUUGUUUGACUCGGACUAUCAACCAAUUAUAAAAACCAUAGACUCGACAUAAUUUAAUAGCUUAAAGACUAGGGCCGAUAGAUAUAGUUCGUAAGUUUAAUAUUUACACUCAGUGGUUUUAUUUCUGAGAAAAAGCCAUAGACUGUAAUAGUUAACAGUGAAUUAGUUAUUCAAUAGAGUAUCAAAUUAAUUCGUCAAAUGUAUUCAUAAGACAUAUGCAUGUGAUGUUCAUAGCUUUGUGAACAGAAAAAUGAAGUAUAGAUAUGAAUGUAUGAAUGAAAGUGUAUACUAUAGAGUAAAUUAUGUAUCCCUUAAAGUGCUAUUCUACAUCUCAGAGUAGAGAUGUGACGUCAUUUGUGUAUUAAAUACGAACCAUUUGAAAUGAUAAAUAAAGUGUAUACAUGAAGGG
Pecten maximus is the source of this 4019-nucleotide messenger RNA. RefSeq names its product homeobox protein Hox-D9-like. The record is from RefSeq and is a predicted model, not a curated record. The coding region runs from base 463 to 1230 and encodes 255 amino acids. Gene Ontology annotation, biological process: regulation of transcription by RNA polymerase II. NCBI's taxonomy places the organism in Eukaryota, Metazoa, Mollusca, Bivalvia, Pectinida, Pectinidae. Gene Ontology annotation, cellular component: nucleus. Gene Ontology annotation, molecular function: RNA polymerase II cis-regulatory region sequence-specific DNA binding; DNA-binding transcription factor activity, RNA polymerase II-specific. The transcript is spliced from 2 exons.